Molecule: messenger RNA, 2403 nt
Organism: Oenanthe melanoleuca
Lineage: Eukaryota; Metazoa; Chordata; Aves; Passeriformes; Muscicapidae
Gene: STK39
Product: serine/threonine kinase 39
Exons: 17
Coding region: 516-1913 (465 amino acids)
Biological process (GO): protein phosphorylation
Molecular function (GO): ATP binding; protein serine/threonine kinase activity
Source: RefSeq, a predicted model, not a curated record
UGUUUAAAUCAUGACUUCUAGUUAGCCAAGGGAAGCAUUUCAAGUUCCUCAGUCCGUCUUGGUGGCAUGAGCUGCGGCAGUGUCUGCACUCAAGUGACACAGUGCAGCUGUCCUAGCCCUAGCCCUCCUGGAGAGGGCUACUCGUCAUAUGGGGAUUUAAACACUUUGCAAGACUGCAGCACUUUCACCAAUGAAAGCAAAUGCUUUCCUCACGUCCUCAAAUUCGAAUACAAGUCAUCUUGCAGCAGCAGCAGCGCUCUCAGCAGUGACACUUCUAUGUGAGCUGUGCUGCAGAGCAGCCUGUGUGCCCAUACUAUCGGCCUAACAGGUGCUUUAGCAUCCUCUACGCGACGAGGCUUCCCUCCCUGCAGCCCGGCCCGGCCCCGGCGGGGUGCGGCAAUCCGCCGGCGGGGCCGUGGCCUGCACACCUCAGCCCUCUGCCCUGGGCAAGAUCUCGCAGCACUUCCAGACGCUCAGAGCAUCUCAGCGAGCCGCGGGAUGAGCGGGGAAGGGCGAUGGCCAGAGCCGCCGCCAGCCGGCGGGCAGGUAGUGGUGCUACAGCAGUUGUCCAGGCAGCGCUCUGCAAACCCAGGCAAGAACGUGUAGCAAUAAAGAGAAUCAACUUAGAAAAAUGCCAAACCAGUAUGGAUGAAUUACUUAAAGAAAUUCAAGCAAUGAGUCAGUGCAAUCACCCUAAUGUGGUGACCUAUUACACAUCUUUUGUGGUGAAGGAUGAACUUUGGCUGGUUAUGAAGCUAUUAAGUGGGGGUUCAAUGCUUGAUAUAAUAAAGUAUAUUGUCAACAGAGGAGAGCACAAAAAUGGUGUGCUUGAAGAACCCAUAAUAGCAACAAUUCUUAAAGAAGUUUUGGAGGGCUUAGACUAUCUACACAGGAAUGGGCAAAUUCACAGAGAUUUGAAGGCUGGCAACAUUCUUCUGGGUGAGGAUGGCUCCGUACAAAUAGCAGAUUUUGGUGUUAGUGCAUUUUUAGCAACUGGAGGUGAUGUUACUCGUAACAAAGUAAGGAAAACAUUUGUUGGUACUCCCUGUUGGAUGGCCCCUGAAGUAAUGGAGCAGGUGCGAGGUUAUGACUUCAAGGCCGACAUGUGGAGUUUUGGGAUAACAGCCAUUGAGUUGGCAACAGGAGCAGCACCUUAUCACAAAUACCCUCCUAUGAAAGUGUUAAUGCUAACGCUUCAAAAUGACCCUCCCACUUUAGAGACAGGUGUAGAGGACAAGGAGAUGAUGAAAAAGUAUGGCAAAUCCUUUAGAAAACUAAUCUCAUUAUGCCUUCAAAAAGACCCUUCCAAAAGGCCCACAGCAGCAGAACUUUUAAAAUGCAAAUUUUUCCAGAAAGCCAAGAAUAGAGAAUACCUGAUUGAAAAGCUUCUCACUAGAACACCUAAUAUAGCACAAAGAGCAAAAAAGGUCAGACGAGUGCCAGGUUCCAGUGGUCACCUCCAUAAAACAGAAGAUGGGGAUUGGGAAUGGAGUGAUGAUGAAAUGGAUGAGAAAAGUGAGGAAGGCAAAGCUGCUAUUUCUCAGGAAAAGUCACGAAGACUGAAAGAGGAAGAGAAUGCAGAGUCUCAGCCUGCUGUUAGUGAGGAAUACAGUGAAGUUCCAUGUGCAGUGAAUCUUGUCUUAAGAUUAAGGAACUCCAGGAAAGAACUUAAUGACAUACGGUUUGAGUUUACUCCAGGCAGAGACACAGCAGAUGGCGUUUCUCAGGAGCUGUUCUCUGCAGGCCUGGUUGAUGGCCAUGAUGUAGUUAUAGUUGCUGCUAACUUACAGAAGAUAGUAGAUGAUCCAAAGGCCUUGAAAACAUUGACUUUUAAGUUGGCUUCUGGCUGUGAUGGCACUGAGAUUCCUGAUGAAGUGAAACUCAUUGGUUUUGCUCAGUUAAGUGUCAGCUGAUCUCUGUCCUUUGACCCCAAGCCGAAUUGUGAGGUUACGAAAAAGCCAGCUUAGAUGCAAAGGAAAAUUAAUGCACCACACACUGAGUUCUGCUUCAUUAUCUAGCAAUUCACAAGGUCAGAACAAGCAAAGCCCACAGCUACACCGCUGCUGUUAACGUUCAAAAUGCUCCUAAAUGUCUCUUAGCAGUUGAUUUGGAUUCCCCCUAAGUGAAAAGCCUGUGGAAAUGCACUCAGGUGGCUGUAUUUAUUGGUUACAAAAGGAAUUUUCUAUCAAGCUUACUUCUUUCAUAGACUUUGACUGAUACUAUUUUACCUGUACUUGUUGUUAAUACUGCCUCUGUUCUGUUACAUUUAGAAAUUAACAUACAUAUAAAAGUUUAGAAAUAUUAGCCAAACUUGAAUUCUAGUUUUAAAAAUGACUGUGAAUUUUAUUUUUCAUAUAUUUAUGCAUUACAUAUACUAGUAAUAAGAAAAUUAUUUGACUUGAU